This is a messenger RNA of Pseudonaja textilis, 4254 nucleotides long. It is a transcript of the gene MEGF10, whose product is annotated as multiple EGF like domains 10. The record is from RefSeq and is a predicted model, not a curated record. Lineage: Eukaryota; Metazoa; Chordata; Lepidosauria; Squamata; Elapidae. Gene Ontology annotation, cellular component: membrane. Gene Ontology annotation, molecular function: protein binding.
AUGGUUCUUUAUUUGGAUACUUUUGUUCAUUUCAUGCUCAUGCUUUUGAACCAUUGGAUAGUCUCAACUCUAUGUCUAAAUCUUGAGGAUCCAAAUGUGUGUAGCCACUGGGAGAGUUAUUCUGUUACAGUGCAAGAAUCCUAUCCCCAUCCUUUUGAUCAGAUUUACUACACCAGCUGUACAGACAUACUGAACUGGUUUAAGUGUACACGACACAGAAUCAGCUAUCGAACCGCUUAUAGGCAUGGAGAAAAGACUAUGUAUAGACGGAAAUCUCAGUGUUGCCCUGGAUUUUAUGAAAGCAGGGAAAUGUGCAUUCCUCACUGUACUGAUAAAUGCAUUCAUGGCCGUUGCAUUGCUCCAAACACCUGUCAGUGUGAGCCUGGCUGGGGUGGACCCAACUGUUCAAGUGCAUGUGAUAGUUACCAUUGGGGACCCCACUGCAGUAGUCGCUGCCAGUGUAAAAAUGGAGCUUUGUGUAAUCCCAUCACUGGAGCUUGCCACUGCACUGCAGGAUUCAAGGGAUGGCGCUGUGAGGAACACUGUGACCAAGACACAUAUGGAAAUAAUUGCCACCAAAAAUGCCAGUGUCAGCAUGGAGCCACCUGUGAUCACAUCACUGGAGAAUGCAGAUGUCCCCCCGGAUAUACUGGAGCUUUCUGUGAGGAUCUUUGUCCACCUGACAAACAUGGGCCACAGUGUGAAGAAAGAUGCCCAUGCCAGAAUGGAGGAGUUUGUCAUCAUGUAACCGGAGAAUGUGCCUGCCCUCCUGGAUGGAUGGGCACAGUCUGUGGUCAGCCUUGCCCAGAAGGACGUUAUGGAAAUAAUUGUUCCCAAGAAUGUCAGUGCCACAAUGGAGGGACAUGUGAUUUAGCCACUGGACAAUGUCAUUGCAGUUCAGGGUAUACAGGAGAAUGGUGUCAGGAUGAAUGUCCAAUUGGAACUUUUGGAAUACAGUGUGCAGAGAUCUGCCAAUGCAUGAAUGGUGGAAAAUGCUAUCAUAUUAGCGGAGAAUGUCUUUGUGAGCCAGGAUAUACAGGAGUACACUGUGAAACAAGACUAUGUGCUGAAAUAGUCUAUGGUCUUAAAUGCGACAAAAAGUGUCCCUGUCAUUUGCCAAAUACUCACAGCUGCCAACCAAUGUCUGGAGAGUGCUUUUGCAAGCCUGGCUGGUCUGGUCUCUCUUGUAAUGAAAGCUGUUCCCCAGGAUUCUAUGGCGAAUCUUGUCAACAAAUCUGCAGUUGCCGAAAUGGUGCUGAUUGUGACAGUGUGACUGGAAAAUGCAUUUGUGCUCCAGGAUUUAAGGGUUCUGAUUGUUCUAUGCCUUGUCCUGUUGGAACAUAUGGAAUUAACUGUUCAUCUAUAUGUAACUGUAAAAAUGAAGCUGUUUGUUCCCCAGUAGAUGGUUCUUGUGUCUGCAAAUCUGGUUGGCACGGAGUGGACUGCUCUAUAAAUUGUCCUAGUGGGACAUGGGGCCUUGGCUGUAAUUUAACAUGUCAGUGCCUUAAUGGAGGAGCAUGCAACAUUCUGGAUGGAACCUGCACCUGUGCUCCAGGUUGGAGAGGAGAAAAAUGUGAAUACCCCUGCCAGGAUGGCAUGUAUGGCCUGGAUUGUUCAGAGCGCUGUGACUGCAGUCAUGCAGAUGGAUGUCAUCCAGUAACAGGUUAUUGUCGCUGCCUUCCAGGAUGGUCAGGUAUACAUUGUGACAGUGUAUGUGCUGAAGGACUUUGGGGUCCAAACUGUUCAUUGUCCUGUUACUGUAAAAAUGGAGCAUCAUGUUCUCCAGAUGAAGGAAUCUGUGAGUGUGCACCCGGAUACAGGGGUGAUACUUGUCAAAGAAUUUGUUCUCCUGGAUUUUAUGGUCAUCGAUGUAACCAGGCGUGCCCCCAGUGCGUUCACAGCAGUGGCCCAUGCCAUCAUGUAACAGGGCUAUGUGACUGUUUACCUGGUUUUACUGGAGCUCUCUGUAAUGAAGUUUGUCCAAGUGGAAGAUUUGGAAAGAACUGUGCAGGCGUUUGCACAUGCACAAAUAAUGGAACUUGUAAUCCAAUUGACAAGUCUUGUCAAUGUUAUCCUGGCUGGAUUGGUAGUGAUUGCUCCCAGCCUUGUCCUCCUUCUCAUUGGGGCCCAAACUGUAUUCAUACAUGCAAUUGCCACAAUGGCGCUCACUGUAGUGCUUACGAUGGAGAGUGUAAAUGUACAUCAGGAUGGACUGGUCUCUAUUGCACACAAAGAUGUCCUCUGGGCUUUUUUGGGAAAGAUUGUGCUUCAAUCUGCCAGUGUGAGAAUGGAGCUGACUGUGAUCACAUCUCAGGCCAAUGUACAUGUCGCACAGGAUUCAUGGGAAAAUAUUGCGAACAGAAGUGUCCCCCAGGUACUUAUGGUUAUGGUUGUCGGCAAAUAUGCGAUUGCCUGAACAACUCAACUUGCGACCAUAUCACUGGAACUUGUUACUGUAGCCCUGGCUGGAAAGGAGCAAGAUGUGACCAAGCAGGGGUGAUCAUUGUAGGAAACUUGAACAGUUUAAGCCGUACUAGUGCUGCCAUCCCAUCUGAUUCUUACCAAAUUGGAGCCAUUGCUGGAAUCAUCAUUCUUGUCCUUGUUGUCCUUUUCCUGCUUGCAUUGUUCAUUAUUUAUAGACAAAAGCAGAAAGGGAAAGAAACAAAUAUGCCAGCGGUUACCUAUACACCUGCCAUGAGAGUUAUCAAUGCAGAUUACACCAUUUCAGAAACCAUUUCUCAUAAUAAUGGUGGAAGCACUAAUAGUCGCUACUUCUCCAACCCCAGCUAUCACACUCUAACACAAAGCCCAAAUACAGCAAAUGCCAACAACAUGAAUAGGAUGACUCUGUCAAAGUCAAACAAGAACCAAUUGUUUGUGAAUCUUAAAAACAUGGAUCCUCAGAAGCGAGCCCCCGUCCUGGAUUACACAGGGACAUUGCCAGCUGAUUGGAAGCAUGGAGGCUACCACAAUGAAUUUGGAGUUUUUGGAAGUGACAGAAGCUGUUUAGGGAAAUCCUUGAAAGAUCUAAUAAAGAAUUCUGAAUAUAAUUUAAGUAACUGUUCCUUAAGUAGCUCUGAAAAUCCAUAUGCUACUAUUAAAGAUCCACCAGCACUUAUGCCAAAAAAUUCAGAAUGUGGAUAUGUUGAAAUGAAAUCGCCAGCACACAGGGAUUCUGCCUAUGCAGAAAUUAAUAACUCUGUUUCAUCUAACAAAAAUGUAUAUGAAGUUGAACCAACAGUUAGUAUUGUCCAAGGCAAUUUAAGUAAUAAUGGACCCAUAAGCCAAGAUCUUUAUGAUUUACCAAAAAACAGCCACAUCCCUUGCCACUAUGACUUGCUGCCUCCUCGGGAUAGCCCUGCAGACAAAGAUGAAAACAGUGAAUAAUCCUUGAUGAGCAUAAUCAAGUUAUCUUGAAAAGUGGAAUCUGGUUAUUCUUCUUCUGUUUUCCUACCUGCAUCCAGUAAAGGUUUGCUGUACAUAAAGGAGGAGAAUCAAACUAUAGUUUCUAUACACUCACUGCUGAUGAAUAGAUGUCAAGCUUGAAGUUCAUGUCAGAUUUUUCAUCAAACUUUUCUUUAAAAAGCCAAACAUUUACAUUGUGAUGCAUUGGUUCAACACCCAAGCUUACAGAACAACGCUUGUGAGAACUCUACUAUUCAGAAGAAGAAGCCACUUUUCACCAUCUCAACUUAUAUAUGUUGACAUACAUUUGUUUCUUUUUAUGACUCUGUAAUCCCUUUAUUUUGGAUAGGAUUGGGUGACUGAAUGGAGAUGAAUGUUUACUGGCUGGAUGCCCUUCCUGAUGCCCACAUGGAGUUUGCAGUAGAUAUUUUCUCUUUGCGCCGUGAGAUGGAAGCUUCUGCUGCUACCUAGGAUUGAACUCUCAACCUUUUGAGUGAGAGGCAAAUGUCUUCAUUACUAGGCCCCCACGCCGCUCAUAUAUGUUGACAUACAAUCAAGACAGCACAAUCUGCCAAAUAUUCACUUAGCCAAGUAGUCAGGAUUACUAGUUAUGGGUAGGUGUUGUAAAAAUAAACUGAUAUCACUUUUUCAAUGGCAAAGAUGGUAUAAGGAGAUACUCAAAGUAUAUUCACCACAAUCCUGGACUUGUUGGACAAACCUCCAGGAUAUUUAUCACAUUGCUGGUAAUGGAAAUAUAAUACAGAACAGAAAUAUUUUUGAAUAGAAAAAAAUCAGUGAAAAUUGAAGAUUGAAUGCCUAGAGACCUGAAGACCUGAAUCAUGAAAUGGG